AUGAACCAAUCGUUGCAAUACAUGUCUGAGAAUUACGAGGAAAGGAAAAAGAAGAAAACGGUCGCCAAAAAGGAAUUUUCAACAAAAAUGGUUGAAAUACAGAAAAAAUCUUCGGCUAAGAGUGUGGACCAAAAAGUUGAAGUGAAUAAUGCAAGCGAUUCUGUAAAAAGUGAUAAUUAUAAAAGUGAUGAAUUGAAGGAACCAAACAGUGAUAAAAUUGGCGAAGAAGUUAGUGAUGGAAAUGAUAACGUUUCUGUUGACAACAAAUCCAUUGCUAACAAUAUUAGUUCAGAGACCGAACAUAUUGUCAAAACAAUUGAUUCAAAUGGAGAUAAUGAAGAAGUGAUUAAGAGUACAGAAUCUAAUGAAACAAAUAAUAAUGAUAUCAAUACUGAAGUAAAUUUAGGUAAAGAAGAAACCGAUGAAUACGACAAAUAUUAUGAUCGAUGGGAAAGUGACUCCGAAGUGACAGUCGAAACAAAACCAGCGAAACCUAAAGAGAAUAGCAUUAAAGUAACGGACGAUAAAAAGGCGAAUAAUAUUAAAACAAAUUCUGUUAAAAGUAAAGAAGAAAAAACGAAAGAGAGUACGAAAAGUAAGCAGAAUAUUAACGACAAGCAAAGAAAGACGAGUCAAGAAACAAAUUCAAUGAAGAAUUCGGUGUCAAAUCAAGAUAUAAAUACUAUAAGUACUCGCAAUGAGAAUCAGAAUUUGGAAAACGUUUCGAGUGAAGAGUCUAUAUUUGACUCGGCGUUGAUUAUAGAGGGGAUGGAAAGGGAAGACUCGCACAUGUAUUCUUCAUUAAUGGAUCAAAUCUAUCAAAAUGAAGAUUCUGUGUCACGACUGGAAAACAAUAGCUGCAGCCCUAGUAAAGAGCAUAUACAGCCGCUAGUGCGCACAGUACCCAGCUCUACACCGCGAAAGGAUAAGACGAGUGCGAAGAGCGAGACCCAAUACCAAUUGGAGCGCAAAUUGUUUGAAGAGUUACACGAUUUGAAGCGCUUCCAAAUCAGGAGCGGAAGAUCUAAUGAGAUAUUAAUGGUUAAGAGACUCGUCGACAAGUUUAGGAAAGACGUGAAGGCGCCCGGAAUGAGUGAUUUCGGUGGUGUCUAUAGUUAUAAAAAUUAUGAGUUCUAUCUCUACGAUCAAUUGCGGAAACUGUCGACUUCUAACCAGGGAAAGGUCGCGUUACUGACCCGGUCAGUGAGUCAUGAAAACAUACAAUUAAUUGUUAAUUCAAAUGAGAGCAUAACUCAGAGUAACCCUGAAAUGAUGCAAAACACUGUUGGACUCGAUAUAAAUCAACACAACAUUGAUAUGAAAGCAAUUAAAUCUCAUGAUAAGGAUCUCGGCAUUGAAAGUGAGCCCAAACUAUCUCUGAUUGCGAUCAAUGAGAACACAUCGCAAUCCCAAUGCACUGAAAGCGUGGAUAUUUUGGACAAGAAUAUUAUUUCUCAAAUAAAUGAUAGCGAAACACAAGACACAAAACGUGAUUAUACAAACUUUGACAGAAGCGGUUUAGGGCUUACCAGUCAUACCAGUCAACAACUGGCUGAGUGUGUUCGGACGGAAAGUCGAGAGUCGAUGAAUAUAAAAGAGUUAAUCGUUGAGGAAAGCGAUGAGAUUUGUGAGUUACGGAACGAACAGGAAUUGAAUGAACGAUCGCUAAUGCAAGCCAAACAUGCAAUCAGUUAUAAAUCAAGCGAUAGUCAAACUGAUCUGAUCUCAGUAUCAGAAGCCAAGUCGACAAUCGGCUCAUUGAGAAACGAAAACAGUUUGUCGAGAGAUAUCAGUUCACAAUCAAGUUUCAAAAAAGAAUGUUAUGUUGUCACGCCUCGAAUCAACCCGAGAGCCGAUAUGUCCCGUCUCUACUUUCCCUACAUUUACUGGCAUUGUUUUAAAAUGCAAUUUAUGGCCACAUCUCGACCCAUGACACGCGUGAUCGCCGACAAUAUGCUCUUUACUAGGGCUGCAGCUAUUGUUUUCCAGUCGUGA
Medioppia subpectinata is the source of this 1995-nucleotide messenger RNA. The record is from the annotation of a GenBank genome assembly. Lineage: Eukaryota; Metazoa; Arthropoda; Arachnida; Sarcoptiformes; Oppiidae.